Messenger RNA from Lingula anatina, 3048 nucleotides. RefSeq names its product exocyst complex component 3. The record is from RefSeq and is a predicted model, not a curated record. Gene Ontology annotation, biological process: exocytosis; exocyst localization. NCBI's taxonomy places the organism in Eukaryota, Metazoa, Brachiopoda, Lingulata, Lingulida, Lingulidae. Gene Ontology annotation, molecular function: SNARE binding. Gene Ontology annotation, cellular component: exocyst.
GAGAACAAAUAAGGUGAAGGUCGCGGAAGAAGGAAAUUUAUUUUCCCCUGGACCUGACACAAACCCGAUUCAUUUCUGCAAGCACAGAAGAAGGGGGUCUUUGCUGUAAACAUCCAGUAUGUCUCACCUGGUCCCACUGGACCUAGAGAAGCUGGAGGGGGACGCUAAGAGGAACGCUACCAAGCAGGUAGCCGCCAUGAUCCAGAGACCUGAUCAGCUGGAAAAGGUGGACCAGUAUAAAAGGAGGGUUGUGCGCAAAAAGGCGGCAGUUGAAGCCAUGUUGAAGACGGCCCUCCAGUCUCAGUUGGAAGGUGUCAGGACUGGUCUGUCACAACUCCAGGCGGGGUUACAUGAUGUCAAGGAGACCAAACAAAGUCUCCAAGAGUUGGAGGAUACGUAUAAAUCCACUGCACACCUUCAAGAGAAACUGAACAAAGUUAGAGAUGAGAAUCUAAGACAUAGACAGCUGGCUGCUGCAGUGGAGAAUUUAAAACAUAUUUUCACUGUGCCAGAGACAGUUAAGAAGACAGGGGAACUUAUCACUGAUGGAAAGCUGCUGCAUGCUCACAAAUGUCUCACGGAUCUGGAGAUGUCCAGAGAUGAUCUCCUCCUUGAACUGGACAGGCAGCCAUCUGUGAGCCAAACUGAUAAAAAUAUGAUUCUGAAUUACUUCAAAGAUGUGAGCACGCUGUCCCAGGAGCUGGGCAAGCAACUGUGGAUCAGGCUCCAGAGAACACUGACCACCGUCCGGCGAGACCCCACCGCCAUAGUAACAGCACUUAGGAUCAUAGAGAGGGAGGAGAGGAAAGACAGUUUUAUGCUGAAGAGACAAGAACAGACAGGAUUUCUUCCUCCUGGUAGACCUAAGAAAUGGAGAGAGAAGUGUUUUGAGGUGCUUGGAGAAGCUGUUGCUGCCAGGAUUGAGGGCAGCCAGCUUGAAGACCGGACCCUGGAAAAGAUGUGGCUGGUCAGACAUCUAGAGAUCACCAGACAGCUGACCAUAGAAGACCUCAGGGUGGUCAAGUCAGUGUGUGAGCCCUGUUUUCCACCAGAAUAUGAUGUUGUACAGAGAUACUUGAAGAUGUACCAUGAAGCCAUAGGAAAUCAUAUUUUGGAAUUAAUAUCGCAGGAUUUGGAAAAGAAUGAAAUAGUCUCACUCCUGACCUGGGUGAAUGCAUAUUGGUCGACUCACCUGAUGAACCAUCCUGAGCUGAAAGAUUUGAACAAAGACAACCUGGGCCCUCUCCUGGAGAACAGUGUUCUGGAGGAUCUGCAACAAAAGUACCUGACCACUAUGAAGAAGGAUAUAGAAGACUGGAUGAGCAAGGCUCUGCAGUCAGAUCUAAAGGACUGGUUUCGGGAGAUCAAACCUGACUCAGAUGCUCAAGGUUACUUCAGCACUCCAAUGCCUAUCAUUCUAUUUGAGAUGAUUGAACAGAAUCUCCAAGUUGCAGCUCACAUCAACAAGGACCUUACCCUGAAGGUGCUGGAUCUGUGCAUAGAUGAACUGCAGGCUUUUGCCAAAAUGUUCAGUGGAGAGAUGAGGCGAUAUAAAGAACGACACUUUGAAGAUAGAGGGCAGCCUCCUUGCUACAUCCAUUAUAUGAUGGCCAACAUCAACAACUGCCUGGCAUUUGUGGACCUCAUGGAUCACCUGUGUAACAAGUACAUCAAGGGGGACUCUGCCACGGAGCACAAGAGGUUCCGAACCAUGGCCAAGAUAUUUGAAUCCAUUUCCAGAGAGGGCUGUAGCUACUUACUGGAGGAGGUGUUUAUGGAUCUCCGUGAACAUUUGGAUGCACUUCUCACACGAGACAAGUGGUAUAAUAGUCAGGUUCCCAUAGACACCAUAUGUAUCACAGUAGAAGAUUACUGCUCUGACUUUAUUCACCUCAAACCAAAGUCCUUCACCCACAUCAUGGUGACUGCCUUGGAGAGGGUCAUGUUGGAAUACAUCAAGGCACUGGUGACUCCCAGCAGGAAGAUCACUUUCCGGAACUAUGAAGAUCGUCGCACUGCCGGUGAUAAAAUAGUACAGGAGGCUGACCAGUUGUUUAACACUUUCCAGCGCCUGGCCCCUGUGUCUGCUGAGCAAGAGGCCAUGAUCAACACACUCCCUAUGUUGGCUGAGGUACUGAAGUUACAGGACACUGCUAUGUUGGCUCUAGAAAUUUCUACAAUAGCCCAGAAGCACCCUGACGUCCACCCUGAGCAGCUGGUUAACUUGAUGGCACUGAGGGGGGAUAUUGGAAAAUCUGAUGCCAGAAAUUUGGCAAUUGAAGCAGUGGGCGAGGAAGAGUCGAGACCAGUGGGGCUGUUUACUAAAGUGCAAAAUUUAUAACAGACACAAGUUUAACUACAGUGUUACAUUGCAUGUGAUAUAAAAAGUUGAAUAAUUGCUAAACUGAUAAUUAUAAUUGGUAAAAAAAAUCAUGGCCAGUAUAUCCUUGUAAGAUGGCGGGGAAAUUAUUACAGUGCUUUCCUAAUUGUUAUGACUAUACUUGCUGUAUUGGAGAAAUCUGCCCGUAGAAAGCAAUUUCAGAAAGGGGGGGGGGAGGUCUUUUUCUGAUAAAAAGGACCUUUUACCAGAGCAGAAAUUUUCCUGGCAAAAACUGGAGGAGGGGGGGGGGGGAGGUCUUUGCACCCAUCCCAACAGUAACAACAACAGGUUUAGACACUGACACUAAGCUGCUGUCACUGCACCAGUUUGGUCUUCUCUCUAGUGACCAUGAUCGACUGUGGAUGAGGAAGAAUUAUGUGUCAGCUUUCCUUUAAGUUGCAAAAAAAAAAAAAAAAAACUGUCAUCAGAUUUUUAAAGUCUGGCAGCAGUUCAGGAAGGAAACUAAUUUUGCUUUCCUUGUAACGUGUUGUAUAAAGACUGCCAUAUACAUUUAUGUGAAUUAAAAUUGCACAUUGUCAUACCAGAAUACAGGCAAAUAUAUGGAUAUGAUGUAAUUAUUUGGUCAACGAAAUCAAAAUGGUGCUUAAUUGUCAAUGAGUUAAAAAGUGCAUGCUGUACUUGUCUUGAGUAUUCAAAGGUUGAUACAA